Schizophyllum commune H4-8 is the source of this 330-nucleotide messenger RNA. RefSeq lists its product as uncharacterized. The record is from RefSeq and is a predicted model, not a curated record. The transcript has 2 exons. Bases 1 to 330 code for a protein of 109 amino acids. Lineage: Eukaryota; Fungi; Basidiomycota; Agaricomycetes; Agaricales; Schizophyllaceae.
AUGGCUAAGCUUUCGAAGGCCAAGGACCCGACGGAUCCUGGGACCCAGAAGACCCGUGCAGAGCCUAUACCAUGGGACACGAGCCCAGCCUGGCUGGAGCGCAUCCUCCAGUUCCUCGGCAACGCAGCAAGCUUCCGGAACAAGCUUUUCAGCGACUCCAACACCACGGCCGCGAAGGAGGGACGCGCCAAGAUUGUCGGCUCGGUCAGCAAGGCCACCAUGUAUCAGCAGCUGGCAGUUGUUGUAUUCGGGCGCUUCACGCCUGGACCCGAGUUCGGAGAGGCCGCCGACCAGGAUACUGUUCCGACGGUCUAUUUCGCUCCGAAAUAG